AUGGAAGGACAUAUGCCUCAAAUCCCCCUUCAUGCCUUGUUGGCAAUGAUCCAACGCUUCUCGUCAAUCGAAGUGGCCGACACCGCUCAAGCCACUUGGGAAAUAUACGACUACAUCAAAGCCAAUCCAAAAGUGGUGGAGUCGAUGACAAUAAGACAAGGAGAAAUCUGCGUUGAUAACGUUCGCUUCGAAGUCCAGUUCGGCCGAAAUAGACCUAUUGGAGAGCGGCGUAUGAAUUCGAACUGUUCGGUGCAACUUGUCCAACAAUCCCCUCACUGGAUUGUGCAAGUCAGCAGGGAGGCAUACGUCUGGAAGGCAACCCUCCAGUUGUUUGUCUACCUGCGGGACUUGUUCCGCCCAACAACUGUCCACUUCGAUCUCGAUGCCUUGGCCAUACACACCUUCGGUGUUCUCCUGCUCCACGACAAAAUCAGAGGAGGUUAUUCUUUGAGACUGUUGCAUGCCAGUGGCACCGAAUAUCACCCAGGAGACCUCCGAUUCGUCCUCAAGAAUGUCGAAGGCGUGCAGGUGGUCACAUAUCGCCCUCAUGCGAUGCCGCCAAUGGACUUGCUGGCAAACUUCUAUUGCGUGUACCUCCCAAACGUGUGCACGUGGAUCACUUGGGACCACAUUUGCUCGAUGAAUUGCCGAUUCUUGGAGAUCGGCAAGGGCAACCAGAACAGGAGCAUCUUCCGUGAAGGGUUGAAGAUUCUGGCAAAUUACUGGGUGGCAUCUGAUGAACUCAUGUCGUGGAAAGCCUUCUUUUUCCACGAUAUCGAGGAUCACGACGAUGGACUCGCGUGGGACAGAAAAAGACGCCCACGACACAUCCAGUAUACCGACCCGAGAACUGGCCGUCAGUACAACAUCGAUGCCGAGGAAGGUUGGGACUAUGUUCGAGACGACGGAACCAUUGCCACCGUCGUGAAAUGGAACGCUGAUGGGAGCCGCUCAAUAUGGCCCUGGGAUGAUGAUGUGGAUAUCACUGGCGGAUUGUUCUACGUCUGGGACGAAUGUGAGAUAUUGGGGGUGGAAUGCAAAUGUAAGAAUUAUUCGAAUUGGAAAUAA
Caenorhabditis remanei is the source of this 1068-nucleotide messenger RNA. RefSeq lists its product as uncharacterized. The coding region runs from base 1 to 1068 and encodes 355 amino acids. NCBI's taxonomy places the organism in Eukaryota, Metazoa, Nematoda, Chromadorea, Rhabditida, Rhabditidae. The transcript is spliced from 5 exons. The record is from RefSeq and is a predicted model, not a curated record.